AUGUCAGGGGUUGUUGAGACGCUGGGCAUUGCUGCCAAUCUCUACGGUUACCCUGAGGUUUGGAGUUGGGGUGAAGAGAGCCAGUUCUGCGAGAAAACAGUAGAUGCAUACUACAGAAUGCCCAUGAGGUUUGAGUACCCGGGCGGGUCGCGCCUCCUUGAGCCCCCAUACUCGGGAGAAAAAGAAGGCGGCAUCGAUUUGGUUUAUUCCCCGUCGCUAAGCAGCAUGUCCUCUGCGCGCCCGCACGGGAAUGGGCUUGAUGGUUCAUCGGCUGACCGGGAUUCAGGCGAGGCACCGUGUCACAUCUCUGCUCCCGGGCACCGGGGCCCUUCUCCCGCGGGCAGGGCCGGCGGGUGCAGCGCCCGCAGGUGCGGCGCCGGGGCGCGCGCCUCCACCGGCCGCGCACUGAGCAUGCUCAGUCCCUGCGCGCCGCCCCCGCCCCUCGCGUCUCCCUCACGCGUCUCCCCCUCCUCCGGGGCUGAGCGGCCGGCAGCCUGA
Rangifer tarandus platyrhynchus (Svalbard reindeer) is the source of this 498-nucleotide messenger RNA. NCBI's taxonomy places the organism in Eukaryota, Metazoa, Chordata, Mammalia, Artiodactyla, Cervidae. The record is from the annotation of a GenBank genome assembly.